AUGGUGGAUUUUACUUAUAGUUCAAAUAAUGCAAGAUCUCUACUUGAUUUGUGCAACGAAUUAAUUGCUAUUAGGCCUAGAUAUACUGACAGAGAUGAAUUUGCCGUAACAGUCAUUCAACAAAUUUUUGCCGAUCCUUUAUUAGAUUUAUUGGUAAUCAAGCCUAGGGCUGAUACUGUUCAUGCUGAUGCUUUAAAUCGUUUAAAUGCUCUUGUUGGAUUUGAAUCUACUGUUUUUAUGUCAAUUUAUUCAAAUGAUACUCUUUUUAAUGAAUUUAUUGAUACAUUUUGUCGUCAUUGUAUACGUUCAACAGCAAAUAAUUAUGAUGCUUCGGAAAGUAUUUUUAUGUGGCUUUUGAAGCAAUAUUUACAAUAUUUAUUACCAAUUGAUGAACAACGUUUAGCACAACUUAAAAGUGGAAAUUGGUUUUCUGGUGGAGGUUUAUCAGCGUCUUCUUCAUCUUCUUCUCUUUCACAAAUGCCUACAUCUCCCGUGACUUCUCCACGUCGUUUACUUCGACCGGAAGUUUUGGCUGCCUCUUCGCCUUUAGAACAUAUUCCUUUGCGUUCUGGGUCUAUUCGAACUCUUUACCCGCGAAUGUUACAAUUUGUUGUUGGUAUUGUUAAUCAAUUGGCUUCUCUUUCAAAUUGGCCCAGCGUUGCACAAUUCCAAGUUCUUCGUAAUGUCCUCAAUCAUUACAAUGAGUUUAUUUUGAGUGAAACGGAAGAUGCAGAAUUUGGUUCUCUCAAACUUCUUUUGCUCAGAAAACCUUUAUUUAAUGCUUUAUUACACAAUUUUCUGGAAAGAUUAUUAAAAAAUUGGCCACUUGGCGAUAGUUAUUGUUUACUUAUAGAUAUCUGGCUUGUCCUCGUCUCUCCAAAUCUGACAUUUACACAUCGCCAAAAACAAAAUGGAACUCUAAUGGAAAUGAAAUGUUCUGAUGAGAAACGCCGUCUCUUUUCUGAAUCAUCAGUUAAUUAUUUUGUUGAAUUAAUUGAAGUACAAAUACGUCGACUUUUGGAUUCUGGCUGUGCACAGAUUAUUGAAACUCCUGUUUUGGAUUUUCUCAAAACUGAGGUUUUUCAAAAUGAACCGCUCAUUGGAGUAUUUGAACAACAUGACCUACCUACUUUGGAGUAUCUACGAGCUAUUGUGGUUAAACUUGUUCGUUAUCGUGAUGAAUACCAGAAUAAAUGUAAAAAGGUUUGUGAUUUUUUAAAUUCAUUAUUUAAGAAUCUGGGACAAAAUGUCGAAUUCCUCUAAAUUCCCAUGAAACGAGAAUUUAAAUUUUUUGAUCAUUUUGUUCGCCUUAUAUCUGAGAUUGCAAAUUUAGUUUUGGAUACCUAAAUUUUAUAUUUUUAUACAAUUUUUAUUUUUUUUCCUAAAAAUAGAUUCAAAAACACCAAUCAAGCACAUUUUGGCCACUUUUCUUUCGUUGGAUAUUCAAUAUCGCAGAAACUC
Messenger RNA from Meloidogyne enterolobii, 1461 nucleotides. NCBI's taxonomy places the organism in Eukaryota, Metazoa, Nematoda, Chromadorea, Rhabditida, Meloidogynidae. The record is from the annotation of a GenBank genome assembly.